Messenger RNA from Merops nubicus (carmine bee-eater), 1227 nucleotides. RefSeq names its product armadillo repeat containing 2 (gene ARMC2). Gene Ontology annotation, biological process: cilium organization; sperm axoneme assembly. NCBI's taxonomy places the organism in Eukaryota, Metazoa, Chordata, Aves, Coraciiformes, Meropidae. Gene Ontology annotation, molecular function: protein binding. The transcript is spliced from 8 exons. The record is from RefSeq and is a predicted model, not a curated record. The annotation marks the transcript as partial.
CUGACGGGUACUUUGCGGAACUUGGCCGACGCAGGCGGGGCGCGGCGACAGCUGCUGCGCGGCGCUGCGGCCUCCGAGCUCUGCGUGGCGCUGGAGCAGCGCCGGAGCGACAGGGAUCUGCGCUGCUCCCUCACCAGCAUGCUCAGCAAACUUUCCUGCUAUGAUGACUUCUGUGCAGCUUUAGCAGACUGCUCCAGAUGUUACGUGCUAUUUUUAGCCCUACUAAACAAACACCAGAAGCAGCAGGAUUUGGUUAUCCGUAUCAUCUUCAUUCUUGGUAAUUUAACAGCAAAGAAUAACCAGGCCCGCGAGCAAUUUUUUAAAGAAAAAGGAAGUCUUAACACCUUGAUAUCAUUAUUCCAAACCUACCAUGAACUUGAUUUGAAUGCACAGAGAUUGUACCGUGGAAGAGGAGGAGAAGGAAAAAAACACCCAAAGCAUCCUUCAGAGGCAGAAGAUGUUCUUAUAAAACUGAUAAGAGUGCUGGCCAAUCUCUCCAUUCAUCCCAGUGUAGGAGCAGCUCUGGCAGCUGCCCAGUGUGUGGUAGAAUUACUUAUUACAGUGCUAGAGUACAAGUCAGUUGAUGACUGUGAGGAGUUGGUCAUCAAUGCUGCGACAACAAUCAACAACUUAUCCUACUACAGAGUGAAGAGUUCUGCUGUUCAAGACAAGAAGCUACACAUUGCUGAAAUGCUUUUAAAGCUGUUAAUGAGCAACAGUAUGGAUGGAGUUGUGGAGGCUGUCAGAGUCUUUGGCAAUCUUUCCCAGUAUCAUGAGAUCUGUGACUUCAUCACACAGAAGAAGAUAUACAAGUUCAUGAUUGCUUUGCUCGAUUCCAAAAACCAAGAUGUUUGUUUUUCUGCCUGUGGAGUUCUGCUCAAUCUCACAGUAGAUAAGAACAAACGAGCUCUUCUGAUGGAAGAAGGAGGAAUUGCAAAGUUAGUUGACUGUUUACAAGACUUUGGCCCAGCAGACUGGCAGCUGGCUUGUUUGAUAUGCAAAACCCUGUGGAACUACAGUGAAAACAUCUCAAGUGCGGCCCCAUGCUUUGGAGAAGAUACUGACAUACUGCUGUUGCUGCUCAAAUCACUCUUAGAUGAAGAACUAGUGUUGGAUUGCAGCCUCGAUGGAGAUUUAAGGGAAGACCACAAACUAUAUUGGGAAAAAGAGUUCAAACCAGUGGCAGAAAAACUUCUUGAUAGGAUUCAAAGCCAUCACUCCUGCUAA